Molecule: messenger RNA, 3400 nt
Organism: Haliotis rufescens (red abalone)
Lineage: Eukaryota; Metazoa; Mollusca; Gastropoda; Lepetellida; Haliotidae
Exons: 8
Coding region: 163-1638 (491 amino acids)
Source: RefSeq, a predicted model, not a curated record
ACAAAAGGGGUGAAAGUCAACACUGAAGGCCCUUACCACCGGAGAAUGGCAGGUUUAGCUCAAGCGUUCAUUGGCUGACAACCGAUCUCAAUUGGAUCGCAAGUAGAUCAAUAGACUGCAGUGUCACCACUGGGACCACUAUCUACUUUGUAAACAGCAGUCAUGGCGCCUCCAGUAGUGAACGUUCAUGCAGAGCCUGGGACAUUUCCACCAACACAGAGUCAUCUUGGCCCAAGUAACUUCACUUUCUCUCAAGACCCAGGAGCAAUCAAGUCAUCAAUGUGCAGUGUCUUCAAGAAUGAUUACCCAUCACAUCCACAUUAUGGGAGAUUAGAGCAAGCCCAACCACCAAAACUUGGAGAUGUCAUGCACCAGGAUGAUCGCUACUUCAGUCAGAAUGAAUCAGAAACUUCCAAGUGUUUUGAAUACCGCUACUUGAAGAAACCUGUCCUGUUGAAUCUCCAUUCAAAGCUCAGUCAAACAAAUUUUAAAAUGGAUCGGGACACAAAUAAAUUUAAAUGCUUCAGCACAACCCAUGAUCACUAUUUCACUCCUCAGAUGGACGAGAACUAUGAGAGAGCUAAGCCAGUGCUUAACACCACAGCUGCACAUAUUCCCCAGGGGGACAUGGAGAAAGCAGAAGCCUCAGUGUCAGACUACAGGGGCCGCUUCCUGGGACAUGACACUCGGCAACACAAGGUGGAGAAAGCUCCAUCAAUGCAUCACGGACCCCCAACAAUUAAAGGUGAUCCAAGAAUGACACAUUUUGACACAUCCACGGGUGACCAGUUCCCAGGAAAGUGGCAACCCAGAGUGAAGCCCUUCCCAGCUCCGACGGGUACCAGUGUACCUGAUGGGGACACAUUGAAGAUCGUGAUGCGUGAAACAACCACAGGACAAUCCUUCCCCUACCGCGGUGAUGCAAGCAGCUUUAAGCCAUACAGCAGAGAGGCUGUGAGUAAGGUGCUGAACAAGACAAAUCUCAAAGAGCAUGAUGGUUUUGGCACCUGGAACGACUACAUCAGUACAGCCAGUACUAGCUUCAAGCCUAAAGACUCGAAUUUUGUAAGGUUUGUACCAAAGCAGUCCCGUAACCAUAGUGAUUUCCCCGAGGGUGACAGGCAGCCAGCCAGAGAUGUGGAGAGAGUCAGCAUGACCACAAACAAGUUCUACCAUGGCAACCCUCCGAGAGGUCUCCACAACCAGAUCGUGUCUGGGGCUAACCUUGGAACCCGGAGCAACGUGUGGUUCGGAGACCCGGUGCUGGGACAAACGUCCUAUUCAACAUCCACAGGUGAUGUCUUCAAUCCCAAAACAACGCCCUACAGCCAUGAUCGCACCAAGUUCCAUCUGACUAGUGCUGUACCACUCAAGUACUACAGCAGCUGGCAGUCUGAGCCGACAACUGUGAGUGACUACCAGGACCCCAAGCAAGGCAAGACUGUCCCACAGGAAGAGUAUCUUGAUAACUUGAAGAAGUCUCACUUCUUCCCCCCGCUGAAGGAGGCCAUGUUUUUCCACACCACUCACGGGGACCUGUUUACACCGAAGACGUCCGAGAAGUAUAGCUACGACUCGGGGAAACUCCAGAAGAGCUCCGUCCCUCUCGGUACAAUGCAAAUGUCUGCCAAUGUCUGAGACAUGCUUUCAGUGACUGCUCAGAUAGGCACUCCUUUAAAAUGUCAUUUAGUGACGUACUUGUAUGUUGAAAUUCAAGGCUUAGUUUGUUGAUGAGUCUAUAGAAACUAUACUUUAAAUACUACCGGUAUAUACAUUGUACCUGAUAAAGACCUUUUUUAUAACUGUACAGCUACAUGACAUAUUUUUCAUGUAGUCUAAAAACUUUUAAGUUUAUAUACUUUACCAUGUUUAUUAACUCCUCAAGAGAAGUUAAAGAACGACCAAUUCUUUCAUAUUGCUAUAGUUAAUCUGUCAUGGCAUAAUAUACUACUCAAAAGAAGUCAACAACAACCAAUUCUUUCAUAGUACUAUAGUUAAUCUGUCAUGGCAUGACAGAGUAACUAUAGUAAUAUGAAAGAAUCGGGUGUUCUUUAUGUUGUUUUGAGUAGUAUAUAUUCAGAAUAUUCUGUGUACUUUAUUUUAUAUUUACCGGCACCUUGAUGAGAUCUUUCAUUUUUAAGAGAUGUAUUCUUAUAGAUCUAAACAAUUAAUGUAACAAUUUCUGUUUUGAUGACACCAAAUUAUGGGAAUGAACCAAGGAUUGUGAUGUAACAAACCAAUGGGAAAUGAACCUUGCCUCCCUUGGGAGUAGAAACAUCGCCCAUUAACAUCGGGACUUGGUCAUGGUGGCUUUUUAUGCACAGUUUUCAGAUAUUUUUCGUUGUGCAUGGAAAGAGAAACAUGGAUACAAGGAUUAAGAAGAAAGAACCAAAAUGGGGGGCAUGACCAGAUGUACAAAUAUACUGAAAUCCUAGCAUCUCAAAUCUUCUCCCCUCAGAGGUUAAAAACUGAGUGAUCCACGACUCUUCCAGGCUUAAUGAAAGUCUCACUAAAUCCACAGUGGCUACAAGGAAUGAUUUCCUAGUAACACUAUAAACUACACAAUAGGUGUCACUGAGCACAUCUAAGCACUAAACAGUACAAGUGACGUGUGAACUACUUGGCUGUGCUUCCUCAACCCAGCAGUAUUGUCUACAUGAGCUCUUUCAUAGACUGGUUGCUUACAAUUACAAAUUCCUAAUUUUUAACUCGCCUGCCAUUUCCUCAACAAUACUGUUCAGAUGACAGAUGAGGCUGUAGAUGUUAAUACCUAUCACUUCAGUAGGCUUGUCUAUAGGUUUUACCAAAGUGAGCCAUUAUUGCUUACUUCACAAGUUCCUGCAGCAUGUUCUUUUUAAGAAUGUUUCGACCUGCGAAGACAUGGCUGAUUUAAUCUUCAAAGAAUUCAUUAUUUCAUCAUUUAGAAUUGAUAGUUGAUUUGCUUACAGUAUAUUUCUAUGAGUGUGUUAACAUCCAAUGAAAAUCUUUGUCACAAUUCCAUUUGUUAGUUGCUUAACCAAUCAGUAUUUUUCUGCAGUGUUCUCAUCCAAUGAGAAUGAGUGGCAUAAUUCCAUUUUUUUUCUGUGGAAAUGUUAUUGGAAUAUCCAUGUUUGCUCAACCAACCAGUAUUUAACUUCAAGUAUUCUAAUAAUGUUGCUGCUGUGUGAUUUGCUCAAGAUAUAUAUAUAUAUAUAUAUAUAUUUAGAAUACAUUUAUUUAUUACACUGUUUUUUUGGUGUUAAUAUUUCAAUGUGUGUUGUGAUGGAUGUUCCUCUGUUGAUGUUGAUGUAUAUUUAAGCUAUGAGGUUAAGUCUAUCAACCAAUUCUCAGUUGUGUAGUGUCUCUCAAACUGUAUUGGUAAUUUGGUAUGCUUACACUUUGCUGUCCCGGAGAGCACUGC